This is a messenger RNA of Penicillium cataractarum, 1509 nucleotides long. RefSeq names its product flavin monoamine oxidase family protein. The coding region runs from base 1 to 1509 and encodes 502 amino acids. The record is from RefSeq and is a predicted model, not a curated record. Lineage: Eukaryota; Fungi; Ascomycota; Eurotiomycetes; Eurotiales; Aspergillaceae. Gene Ontology annotation, molecular function: oxidoreductase activity. The transcript is spliced from 2 exons.
AUGCGUGUACAGGGCGGUCUCCAUGACUACCCCAGAGAGGUCUGCAUCAUAGGAGCGGGCGUGAGCGGGCUUCGAGCUGCCGGGCUACUCACUGCCGCAGGCUUCAGUGUCACAGUCCUCGAAGCCCGAGACCGUAUUGGCGGUCGAGUUCACCAGAGCACUCAGUUCGGUCUUCCAAUUGAUGUUGGCGCCAGUUGGAUCCAUGGGACACAGGGCAACCCCUUUGUGGCUCUUGCAGAGAAAGCGGAAGCCACCACCGUGGGGUGUGGCGCUGUUUACUCCAUCUGUGGACCCAAUGGGAACUGGCUCGAUCAUGACACAGCAAGGGAUCACUACGAAGAAGUAUGGGAGGUCCUAGAGAUGGCAAUGGAAAAGAGCAGGCAGGAGGCCGUGUCACUUCCUGACUCUUCAAAGAUGAUGGACUUUUUCCGUGAAGAAGUCGGGAGAAGACGCUGCAAAGCUGAACAUCCAGACGCCUAUGAGGCAUUGAUGUUGCAAAUCGUCGAGAUGUGGGGAGCUUUUAUGGGGGACGAGUGCGAAAACCAGAGCCUCAAGAACUUGUGGCUGGAUGCAGGUUUAGAAGGAGACAACUUGUUCGUGGCUUCGACCUUCAAAGACAUUCUGCACCGUCUUUUGCUCCCGGUGGCAAACAAGGCUACCCUACGACUCGGUUGUGAGGUCACACGGAUAACAAACAGCCAAAAUGAUAUCGUUGAGAUCGAAGCACGUGAUGGAUUCCGAUGUUCCUUCAAUGAUGUAGUCGUUACAGCGCCAUUAGGCUGGCUGAAGCGUAAUGAGCAUGUCUUCUCGCCGCCCUUGUCACCGACGGUAUCGAGUGCGAUCCACAGCCUCGGAUACGGAAAUCUUGACAAGGUCUUCGUUAAGUUUCCUAGCGCAUUUUGGGAUGCCCGGGUAUCAGCAGUGAAUGUGUCCCAUGGAUAUGAAUCCGAAGGGACGCAGAGGCCGUCUUUCCCCAUUGAAUCUCUCUAUCUUCGUCCUAAUUAUGCAGCUGAUACGAAUCCCGCAAAGUGGCGAGUAGAGAUUAUCUCUUUAUCAGGCCUGCCAGGGCGAUUCUCACAGCCCGUUGUCAUGUUCUUCAUUUAUGGGCAGUGGGGUAGGCAUAUAACUGGGCUCAUCCGAGGUCUGAAGCGGGAUUCCAGUGAGUACUACCGGAUUCUUGAUAACCAUUUUCGGCCAUAUUAUUCUCAAUUGCCCCAUUACGAUCCUAUUUCGCCUGACUGUAAACCCUCGGAAUAUUGGUCGACGGAUUGGCAAAACGACGAACUCGCGGGCUACGGGUCAUUUUCCAAUCUGCCAGUUGGAUCUGGAGAUGGUGCACAGUAUUUUGAAGCACUCCGAGAGGGCAUGGGGCAAGAUCGAGGCAUCUGGUUUGCCGGCGAACAUACAUCGCCUCCUGGUGGGCUUGGUACCGUCACAGGUGCAUACUGGAGCGGAGAGGAGGUUGCGAAGAGAGUAUCCCACCGUUAUGGGAUCACGACAGACAUAUAA